AGGGUCUUCAACCUUCGAAAUCCAGCUCCUGGUACCUAGGCAGUACUAGUGUUGAUCAGUAAGCCGGAAACAGUUUCGACGCGUCUUCGUAGUGCUCACAACGAUGGGAGACUACGAACCUUUGCUAGUGGAAACAACAGUCAUCAAGUCAUCUGAAACUGAAUCACUCAGACCGAUCACGGUCUACCAAGCGCUGCAGGCAGAACGCUUAGCCGACGAUGUCCAGUUCUCGCUUGGUGGGGCCAAAUUCGAUAAGGUCCUGCUGGUCACCCAUGUCCUUUUACGACCCGGAGAUACCAAUGGUGCUCGAGGUACUUAUGACCUCGAUGAUGGCACUGGGAAGAUACCUGGGUCGCGGGUUAAUAAAGCAGGACUAGAUCAUGAUGCUUUCUUGGCCAUGAUACAACAAUUUGACAACGGUCUAGCUUGUGUUGUAGGAAAUAUUGGCCAGCGUGGCCAGUAUAAAGUAGUCAAUAUUGAGUCCAUGACUGGGGCAGGAUAUCACCAGGCUAUGUAUCAUACUCUAGAGUGUAUGAGAACAAGUUUGAUAAUUGAGAGGCACAAAGAACAAGCUCACAACACAGACGAGAUGCUUGUCGUCCAAGAACUCAAAGGGGACGUAGAAGACUCGAUCAUGGCAGAUGAUUCGAUGGCAGAUGACUCGCGAGCAUUUGAACAUCCUUAUCGUUCAUUUUUUGAUCUGCCGCAGAAUAAUGAAGGUAGAAACGUCAGCUCUCCUCAAACUCCUACUGGACUAUUUCCGCAGUAUGGAGAUUAUAGUGAAAGUCCGAGUUUCGCUUCAACCUCAAAACAAGUUGCAUCCCGAUUUCCUACACUGCCUCUCGCACUUGAGCCUGAAACUCCUCAUUCUGACAUUGUUCAGGUAGCCCAUCCUUGCGGCACGGUCACGCGAACACCGAGCCCUCUUUCUUCCUUUGGCUCAUCGCUCCAAAUCAGUUCUCAUUAUUCUCCACAAUAUUAUAGCCAGCUAGCUCAAUUGACAGCAACACAAUCCGCUAUCGUGUCCAGCCUCAAUCAGCUCCAGGGUAAUGCUAUCUAUGGAGUUUUGAUAAGUCGUGUGUACGAGCGCGUGACACAGGAGAUGGUGAUGAAGAUUACCGAGGAAGAGUUCAGCACCGACAUAGAGUGGCUUCUUGAAGAAAUAUACAUAUUCAGCCCACUCGAUGAUGACCGCAUUGCACUCACGCCUCGCGCAUCAGUCUAGUUUUACCAUCUGCAUAAAUCACAAUUCCAAAACAUAUCCAGCAAUGAUACAUUGGGAGUCCUGACAUUCGAGUUGUACAGUAUAUUUACGAAGUUUGUGUGUCUACGACUCUACGGGCCUGAUAUGAUGUUUUUGGUACGCGCUUGGACGGAAAAGGCAACUCCGAAGCACCGGUGUAGUACUUUCAGCUAGAAUACCCCUGCAUCUUUGCUGCGUGUGCCC
Messenger RNA from Suillus bovinus, 1447 nucleotides. RefSeq lists its product as uncharacterized. The record is from RefSeq and is a predicted model, not a curated record. The coding region runs from base 104 to 1225 and encodes 373 amino acids. The transcript is spliced from 6 exons. NCBI's taxonomy places the organism in Eukaryota, Fungi, Basidiomycota, Agaricomycetes, Boletales, Suillaceae.